Arabis nemorensis is the source of this 1137-nucleotide messenger RNA. The record is from the annotation of a GenBank genome assembly. Lineage: Eukaryota; Viridiplantae; Streptophyta; Magnoliopsida; Brassicales; Brassicaceae.
AUGAGCCAAUUAAAGUCUAUAAUAAGCAGAGCACUAGGAGGAAGCUUUCUACUUGGAUCUGCCCUCUUCACUGCAUCAUCAUCUUCCUCAAAUCCGCCGUCUCUAGCCUCCGCGUUUUCUUCCUCCUCCUCCGUCGUCCCCAUGGAAACCCAUAAAACCAAGGUUUGCAUCGUCGGUAGUGGUCCAGCGGCACACACGGCGGCGAUCUACGCGUCUAGGGCUGAGCUUAAGCCUCUUCUCUUCGAAGGAUGGAUGGCUAACGAUAUUGCUCCCGGAGGUCAGUUAACUACAACCACCGACGUCGAAAACUUCCCUGGUUUCCCCGAUGGUAUUCUAGGUUUGGAGAUCGUCGAGAAAUUCCGAAAGCAAUCGGAGCGAUUCGGUACUAAGAUCUUCACGGAGACUGUUAACAAGGUUGAUUUCUCUUCUAAACCGUUUAAGCUAUUCACUGAUGCGAGAACAGUUCUCGCCGACUCUGUAAUCAUUUCGACCGGAGCUGUAGCGAAACGCCUUAAUUUCACCGGAUCUGGUGAAGGUGUUGGUGGUUUUUGGAAUCGAGGAAUCUCCGCUUGUGCUGUAUGCGACGGAGCUGCUCCGAUUUUCAGGAACAAACCACUUGUAGUUAUUGGGGGCGGAGAUUCAGCUAUGGAGGAAGCUAAUUUCCUUACUAAGUAUGGAUCUAAGGUUUAUAUAAUCCAUAGGAGAGAUACGUUUAGAGCUUCUAAGAUUAUGCAGCAGAGAGCUUUGUCAAACCCUAAGAUUGAAGUGAUAUGGAACUCUUCGGUGGUUGAAGCAUUUGGUGAUGAGAAUGGUAAAGGUAUUCUUGGAGGGUUGAAAGUGAAGAAUGUUGUUACUGGAGAUGUGUCAGAUUUGAAGGUUUCUGGAUUGUUCUUUGCGAUUGGUCAUGAGCCAGCGACGAAGUUUUUAGAUGGGCAGCUUGAGCUUGAUGAAGAUGGCUAUGUAUUGACUAAGCCUGGUACUACAAAGACGAGUGUGGUUGGUGUAUUUGCUGCUGGAGAUGUUCAAGAUAAGAAGUAUAGACAGGCUAUUACGGCUGCUGGAACUGGGUGCAUGGCGGCUUUGGAUGCAGAACAUUACUUACAGGAGAUUGGAUCUCAGGAGGGUAAGAGUGAUUAG